AUGCAUCGCUUAACCGUUUGGGACCUAUUCCCAGAAGGUUCUCAGGAAAAUGAUACUUCCAAGGGAUCGAACUAUAAUGAUCAGAAAAAUCGAAAACUGAGUCGCAUAACCCGAAGACAGGACGGUCUUUAUAACACUUUUGUGGAUAAAGUCAUCCCAACGCUCAAAGCUAGUUCUUUGCAAAAAAUUGAUUACUCUCUACAUGACAGGAAGGGCAUUAGUACAGAAGAAGUAUAUAAUGAAAAAAAUAGGCUCAUGGAACCACUUUCUGUGGGAAGAGUGAUAGGAGAAGUGGUUGACAUUUUCAGCCCAAGUGUGAGAAUGAAUGUGACAUAUUCCACCAAGCAAGUUGCUAAUGGUCAUGAGUUAAUGCCCUCUACUAUUAUGGCCAAGCCACGCGUGGAGAUUGGUGGUGAUGAUAUGAGAACUGCUUAUACCUUGAUCAUGACAGACCCAGAUGCUCCAAGUCCCAGUGAUCCAUAUCUAAGGGAACAUCUUCACUGGAUGGUUACAGAUAUUCCUGGCACCACAGAUGUCUCUUUUGGAAAAGAAAUUGUGGUCUAUGAGAGUCCAAAGCCAGUGAUAGGAAUCCACAGAUAUGUGUUCAUCUUGUUCAAGCAGAGAGGAAGACAAACAGUGAGACCUCCAUCUUCAAGAGACCAUUUCAACACAAGGAGGUUCUCGGAAGAGAAUGGCCUUGGCCUACCGGUAGCUGCAGUUUACUUCAAUGCUCAAAGAGAGACUGCUGCAAGGAGGAGGUGA
Messenger RNA from Sphenostylis stenocarpa, 762 nucleotides. The record is from the annotation of a GenBank genome assembly. NCBI's taxonomy places the organism in Eukaryota, Viridiplantae, Streptophyta, Magnoliopsida, Fabales, Fabaceae.